This is a messenger RNA of Marasmius oreades (fairy-ring Marasmius), 1908 nucleotides long. RefSeq lists its product as uncharacterized. Lineage: Eukaryota; Fungi; Basidiomycota; Agaricomycetes; Agaricales; Marasmiaceae. The record is from RefSeq and is a predicted model, not a curated record. The transcript has 4 exons. The coding region runs from base 1 to 1908 and encodes 635 amino acids.
AUGAAUCAUCUUUCAACUUCCGCUCCUUCAACAUCUAGCACUAGAAUUAUAUCCGGAUCUACCCCUGGUCUGCUCGAUCCUUUGCAAAGUCGGAGAGUCCUUCGCUACUCUCAUUCCAAAUUAUCCUUUGCCUACCACGACCCGCGAACAGCCUCAGCUCAUCACGCAACUAGUGGCGCUCAUGAUCUAUCUGGAUCGCGACGCGUUGUGAUAGAAAUGACGGGAGAUAUUGCUACAUGGAAGUUCGUGCCAAAGGCGUUACUGGAACAAGGUGUUGUGGAUGAAGGUCAAUGGCCUAGGGUGGUUGACAUUUGCGGGGAACUUGUCGAGUGCUCUCAAGACCAGUGGGAUAUCUACAAACUCGACUGCAAGUACGAGUGCCGUGUACGCUUACCACCUGCAUUGUCUACGAUCACCCUAGCAACUCCUUCCAUUUCGAGUACAAAGCAGGAAGUACCUCAUAUCAACGGAAAGCACCAGAAUGCUACAAUAGAUAACACUUUCCCGCGACUUGUCCCAAGGAAAAAGUUUCAUCGACGUGAUUCUCCCCUUACAUUUCACUUGAGUCUGUCUGAAGAUGAGAUAGACGAAAGCGAAGUCGAGGAGAUGAUCGUGGACCAGCCACCUGCCAGAUCAAGAUCCGCUGCCCCAGGCUCCAAUGGCCGUUCCAAACGAUUUCGAGAACAGAUCAGCAGGAAUAGGCAAGCAAGGAGAGAGAGACUAGCGCGAAGAGCAGAGAAAUUGGCUCAGCAGGAUGAGGUACUCCUAUCCACCAGUCACGAACAACCAAUUCAUGGGGAUGAGAAUUCUUCCCCAGAUGCUCAAUCCAAACGCAAAGUCACGAGUCUAUUCCCAUUCCAUGAUACGCACUACGUGAACCCCACCGAAGAAGAGCGCAAUAUGAAGUACUACGAACACACAACCAAUUCUAAAAGAGCCAGAACCCUAUCGCCGAUGACCGCGAAACGAGAUUUGGACGCGAAACGUCAUCGGCGAGCGAAGCAAAAGCAACGUUCGAGACAAGCAAAGAUACGUGAUCGAAGAGAACGAUGGAACGAACAAUUCAUGCGCGAAAUCUUUGCGGAGGUACCAGAGCUUAGAGAGACGCGGCAGAAUGACCCCAAUAACGAGUCGGAUGAAGAUGAAGAUGAGGAGGAACAAGAAGGAGGAGACGAAAGUUCCGGCGAGAGCGAGAGCGACGCCCCAUUCCAAUCUUGGGACGAGGUAGACGAAGCCGCUGCCAGGGAAGCUGCAAUCGCAGAAUCACGGAGAAAGCUGGCUGAACUUGAAAAGGAUCGGCCUCUCUGGGAGGCGGAAGCUCACAAGCGCGCAUUACGUGAGAAGGCUGAGGAAGAAGCCGCGCGGUUGCGUCGUGAACAGAAUCGAUGGGCAGAAGGGCGAUUUGCCGAAACUCAGAGGCAAAAGCGGGCGGAAGAGGCCAGGAAACGCCAAGUGGAUCCUCGCGUGCAUGAGGAGCGUGUUAGGCGGCAGCGAGAAAAGUAUGCGCGAGACCGUUGGUCCUACGGAAUCUGGACGAAUCAACGAGCACUAGAACGCUACAAAUCGCUUUGCGAGUCAUUCGACAGCACCAAGUUCUCGGAAGAAGAACCGUUAAUUUGGGAAGCUGUUCCGUGGCCCGUAUUAGACGCACCUCGAGCUUUGACUGUUGAAUGCAUUAGUUGGGAUGCCGUGGAGAAGUUUUUCAACACCGCACAGAGGAGUAUGAGAGAGCAAGAUUUCAAGGUUUUCGUGGAGAAAAGCCACCGCCGUUUCCAUCCCGACAGAUGGAGGGCUAGAGGGAUAUUAAGGACAGUGGCUAAUGAUAUGGACAGGGAUAGUCUUCAACUUGCGGGUAAUACUGUUUCUCAGGCAAUAACACCGAUUUGGAUGAGAGGAAAGGAGCGCUAG